Molecule: messenger RNA, 2178 nt
Organism: Pocillopora verrucosa
Lineage: Eukaryota; Metazoa; Cnidaria; Anthozoa; Scleractinia; Pocilloporidae
Product: collectin-12
Cellular component (GO): extracellular matrix
Source: RefSeq, a predicted model, not a curated record
UCUUUACUUGUCCAACUUUGCGUAACAAAAGCCAGUACUUAAUUUAUCAAGACCAAAAUAUAUUCCACGUGUACUAAGGGUAGAUACUUCUCCCGUGGUAACAAUCCACGUCACCUCUUGACUAAAGGCAAGCAGCCUUGCAUAUGCAAUUGGCGUCAACGAUCCAAUUUCACUGAAAAGUUCUUGAUACGCUUGCUUCUGAUGGCUGGUCGCUCUACAUCAAUUGAAGAUAUUCACGAAUCGAAGUUAUACACACCAUCCGAUACAAGACAUCGCCUUAGCUUUGACAGCUCAUAUGUUGCUCUAAAACAGACAGCAAAUCUUAAACCAGGAAAUUCUAACGCUAAACCAAAGAAACAUCGCCAGAAAACAGCAAAGAAACUUCAAAACAGAUCCUUAACAUCGGUUUCUAAUCACGAUCAUAACAAAAAUACACGCUGCAGUAAGCUGUGCAUUCAUCGCAUUGUUCAGUACCUUGUGCUAUUUCUCUCUAUUUCCGCAUUGGUGAUAGUCAUUUUAAUGAUCCGUGGAGUUGUAGGAGUUUAUCCAGGUACGACGUCACCCAGCACAGGCCAACAGAAAAAAGAAGAAGAAAACUCAUUCAAAAAUGAGCGAAAGACAACAUUUGCUAUGAACUUGUCUCCAUAUUUCGAAAAAAUUGAGGAGCUGCAAGCAAACCUCUCAUCUCUUUAUGCAGAAGCGGAAUCACUAAUGAGGGAAUCAGGAAGGAACAAAGAGGCCCUAAUAGCAGCCAAGACGGAAUUUGACUCCACAAGAGAUGCCAUUAAGUCAUUUUCUGAUGGGUUCUACGGAGACAUUGAUCGUGCAAAUAACUCAAUGCAGCAGUUUAAUCCUGAUCAUGGUCCAAUGUUCACUCAACUCGAUUCUUUGAACGCAACGCUUACGAACAAGCUGUCACAAGUGAAAAGAACCUUGGAACAACAUGACGACGCCAUUGUUGCUAUGAUCGACACGAUGAACAACACUGUUGGAGAACAAGUGAAAGCAAAAACCUCCCUUCCUGGUCCAAAAGGCGAACGAGGAAGGAAUGGCUCGGUGGGACCGAGAGGAGAUCCGGGACAAACCGGUCCAAUAGGACCUCCAGGGGAUACGGGGUCUCCGGGUCCCCCAGGGAAUAAAGGAAUAUCUGGGAAAGAAGGCUUCCAAGGGGCUAGUGGUAGUAAAGGACUUCCAGGUGAUAAGGGAUCUGAAGGCUUUACUGGCGACGAUGGGCCCACUGGCGCAGAAGGACCCGAGGGACCUGCGGGACCACAAGGGAUUGGUAACUUCAGUUGGUGCCAGGAGGAGACAGCUUCGGUCAAGUCCAAGGAUAUUCCGGGGAAAAAAGCUUCCGUUAGUGACAGUCAGGAUACAAAAAUUGUGGCGGCGACUUGCACAACGGAUUAUGGCCAAGAGUAUAACCUGGUGGUAACAGAAAAUGGAAAUCUUAACAAUUACGAAUGCGUGUGCAAGGGUGUUGGAACAACCACUUCGGGAAAAACCAUUAAUGAUGUGAACUGUAUUCUGUAUUAUUUGGCCUGCCCUAUACAAGCUCCGUGAUAUCUUAAUCUCUACGUUUUUUACAGAUUAUAUAAUUGAACUGGAAAACAUGCCAAUCGAAAUUGUCAGUUAGCAGUAUCAAGGACACUCAACCAUCGGUUCAUCAAAGGCAUUUCCACUAUUUUCCAGAAAAAACGGCUUUAUUUGUACGGUUUUAUAUUUUAAAUUUUUUGGUCAGUACGUGCUAAUAGUGCUUAGAUACAGAUUUAUUCGAGAUUCUGGUAAUAGCGAAAAAUUGAAGAUAUUUGUUUCUUCAUAUGUAACUACAAUAAAAUUCACCAUAAUAAUACCGUAUUCAAAGAACAGCACAAUAGAUCUGACACAAAACAGCUGAUCACUUUUCGAAUCAGUAGAAAGAUCCAAAUGACUCCCUAAAAAUGUAAAUAAUAAAUUAGGAAGGUUCGUUUCAAAAUAUAUAAAAUAAAAGGUGAGAACUCCCUACGUGAAAACUAACCUAGAAGUAUGCUUGUGAAUAAGGAUAUAUCGUAUCAGUGAGAUAACAACGUAUGUAGUUUUAUUGAAAAGGAACAAAGCAAGUUUGGUCAGGUGUACAACUACAUGUGUUCACAUGGACAGAAGUUUAUUUGCAUGUGAUUAAAAUUUUCUUUUCCUUUGAAA